UGCCCGAUACAUACUCCGCCAUCAUAAGCUGCCAUCAUGGUGAAGCUCACAAAGGCAGGUAAAAAUCAAGGUGACCCCAAGAAAAUGGCUCCUCUCCCAAAGGAGGCAGAAGAAGAUAGUGAAGAUGGAAUGUCAGAAGAUGAAGAUGAUGACAGCAGUGAAGAAGAGGUUAUCAUCCCUCAGAAGAAAGGCAAGAAGGCUAAUGCAACCCCAGCAAAGAAAGUGGUGAUUUCUCCAACAAAAAAGGUUGCAGUUGCCACACCUGCGAAGAAAGCAGCUGUCACCCCAGGGAAAAAGGCAGCAGCCACACAGGCCAAGAAGACGGUUACACCAGCCAAAGCAGUUGCGACACCUGGCAAAAAGGGAGCCACACCAGGCAAAGCACUGCUAGCAACCCCUGGUAAGAAGGGCGCUGCCACCCCAGCCAAGGGAGCAAAGAACGGCAAGAAUGCCAAGAAGGAAGACAGUGAUGAGGAGGAGGAUGACAGUGAGGAGGAUGAUAAGGAUGAUGAUGAAGAUGAGGAGGAGGAUGAAUUUGAACCAGCAGUGAUUAAAGCAGCAACUGCUGCCCCUGCCUCAGAGGACGAGGAUGAUGAGGAUGAUGAAGAGGAUGAGGAUGAGGAUGAUGAAGAAGAUGACUCUGAAGAAGAAGCUAUGGAGACCACACCAGCCAAAGGAAAGAAAACUGCAAAAGCUGUUCCUGUGAAAGCUAAGAGCAUGGCCGAAGAUGAAGAUGAAGAGGAGGAAGAUGAGGAUGACGACGAUGAGGAAGAUGAUGAAGAGGAGGAGGAUGAUGAAGAGGAGGAGGAGGAGGUGGAGGAAGAGCCUGUCAAAGAAGCACCUGGAAAACGAAAGAAGGAAAUGACCAAAUAGAAAGCAGCUCCUGAAACCAAGAAACAGAAAGUGGAAGCCACAGAACCAACUACAUCUUUCAAUCUCUUUAUUGGAAACCUGAACUCGAACAAAUCUGCUCCCGAAUUAAAAACUGGUAUCAGUGAUGUUUUUACUAAAAAUGAUCUUGCUGUCGUGGAUGUCAGAAUUGGUAUGACUAGAAAAUUUGGCUAUGUGGAUUUUGAAUCUGCUGAAGACCUGGAAAAGGCCUUGGAGCUCGCUGGUUUGAAAGUCUUUGGCAAUGAAAUUAAACUAGAGAAACCAAAAGGGAAAGACAGUAAGAAAGAUCAAGAUGCCAGAACACUUUUGGCCAAAAAUCUUCCUUAUAAAGUCACUCAGGAUGAAUUGAAAGAAGUGUUUGAAGAUGCUAUGGAGAUCAGAUUAGUCAGCAAGGAUGGGAAGAGUAAAGGGAUUGCUUAUAUUGAAUUUAAGACAGAAGCUGAUGCAGAGAAAACCUUUGAAGAAAAGCAGGGAACAGAGAUCGAUGGGCGAUCCAUUUCCCUCUACUACACUGGAGAGAAAGAUCGAAGUCAAGACUAUAGAGGUGGAAAGAACAGCACCUGGAGUGGUGAGUCAAAAACUCUGGUUUUAAUUCAGCUCAAAAGGUAA
This is a messenger RNA of Propithecus coquereli (Coquerel's sifaka), 1500 nucleotides long. RefSeq names its product nucleolin-like. Gene Ontology annotation, cellular component: nucleus; cytoplasm; ribonucleoprotein complex. The record is from RefSeq and is a predicted model, not a curated record. Lineage: Eukaryota; Metazoa; Chordata; Mammalia; Primates; Indriidae. Gene Ontology annotation, molecular function: mRNA binding.